Cylicocyclus nassatus is the source of this 1356-nucleotide messenger RNA. The record is from the annotation of a GenBank genome assembly. NCBI's taxonomy places the organism in Eukaryota, Metazoa, Nematoda, Chromadorea, Rhabditida, Strongylidae.
AUGAAAAAGGAGCGCGUUUACUUUGCAAAAAUGUGUCGUAACCGUUGCAUCGCACCUCGCCAAUACUGCGCAGUUCGAACACCGACAUGUUGUGAGAAUCGCGACGAUGAAUGCACAGCGCCUAUCCUUGGCGAUCACCUUUGCUAUUGCGAUAUGUUCUGCGAUCGGGGACCGGAUGGAGGUAAUGACUGUUGUCCAGACUUUGAAGCAACAUGUCGAGGCAUUCGUCCACAUCAUCAUCAUGAAGACUUGAAUGGGCAAGAAUGUGUAUCGGAUGGAGUACAUUACCGGGAAGGUGAUUCGAUUGAGCAAAACUGCCAGACAUGCUCUUGCAUGGAUGGCAUGUGGAAAUGCGAUGAAUCAACCUGCCUAAUCCAGGAAGAUCUUUUGGAAAAGGUCAACCAAGGACGAUAUUCAUGGAAUGCACGAAACUACUCCUUUUUCUGGGGACGAAGCCUCGAUGAAGGAAUCAAAUAUCGCCUUGGAACCCUGUUCCCUGAGCAAUCUGUGCAGAAUAUGAACGAAAUCGUGAUAAAGCCACGUGAAUUGCCGCCAUAUUUUGACGCGCGAGAAAAAUGGCCUGGAAUGAUCCAUGAAGUAAGGGAUCAAGGUGAUUGUGGUAGCAGUUGGGCUGUCUCGACCACGACUAUUUCUUCGGACAGACUUGCUAUUAUCACCGAUGGGCGCGUGAAUGCUACUAUAUCACCUCAGCAGCUUUUGUCCUGUAACCAGCAUCGUCAGCGUGGUUGUGAAGGUGGUUAUCUGGAUAGAGCUUGGUGGUAUAUUAGGAAGCUUGGUGUCGUUGAUGAACAGUGUUAUCCGUACGAGUCGGGUCACACUCGCGAACCGGGCGAUUGUCGAAUUCCGAAACGAAGUUACAAGAGUGCAAAUGGCCUAACUUGUCCAGCUGGUGCACAUUUGGACAGUACCGCCUACAAAAUGACACCACCAUAUCGUGUAGCUAGCAGAGAAGAGGACAUUAUGACGGAAAUCAUCACCAAUGGACCUGUGCAAGCAACGUUCGUAGUUCAUGAGGAUUUCUUCAUGUAUUCUGGAGGAGUGUACAGGCAUACAGAAUUGGCCGAUGAAAAAGGAGAUCGAUUCACUGGAGAGGGGUACCAUUCAGUUCGACUUCUCGGAUGGGGUGUUGAUCACUCAACUGGGCGAGAUAUCCCUUACUGGCUAGCAGCCAACUCCUGGGGAAAGCAGUGGGGCGAAAAUGGAUUGUUUAGAAUUCUACGAGGAGACAAUCACUGCGAAAUUGAGAGCUUUGUCAUAGGAGCAUGGGGCAAAGGCGCUAAGCGACGACGGCGUUUCAAGAUGCGUAAGAUGCGCAGAAGAUUCCGAAAGCUAUAA